Oncorhynchus nerka (sockeye salmon) is the source of this 6358-nucleotide messenger RNA. RefSeq names its product FAST kinase domain-containing protein 3, mitochondrial-like. Gene Ontology annotation, cellular component: mitochondrial matrix; ribonucleoprotein granule. Gene Ontology annotation, molecular function: RNA binding. Lineage: Eukaryota; Metazoa; Chordata; Actinopteri; Salmoniformes; Salmonidae. The record is from RefSeq and is a predicted model, not a curated record. Gene Ontology annotation, biological process: regulation of mitochondrial mRNA stability; mitochondrial RNA processing.
AGAAGAUGACCAAAAAGUUGCAUGCUGGGAAGAUGGGCGACACUGAGGAUGCUAACGUCGUUAGUAACGUGGACUGAGAGGACAGGGAACCAAGUCGUUCUUGCGGCAAAUGACAUCAAUCGUGUUUCCAAGUGUAGAUUCGUCCAAGCUACCAGGAACAACACCGCCCAUCUGGAUAUCCCUCUCCUGCGUUGACAUCAUGUGUAGUGUGCAGUGGCCCAGCGGUGGACUAGCCCGUGUACUAUGCUGUGGCUGCACUCUGGCCCGGGCCUCCUGAGCUGCGGCAGCAUCAUCAUCCCCUCGCCCCUCUGCCCACGACACGCCUGCCACCCUAGUGUCCUUGCCCUCGCCGGCAUGUACGCUACCCGCCUGUACAGCUCAGGAGGUGGGGGAGGAGGAGGGGGAAAGCCAGGGCACUGGUCGGGCCUGGGGGGUAGAGGGCUGCCCAUGCUGGAGAACCACCACCCCCACCACGUGCACACUCCAACCUCCAGCUACCCGCCCCUCUACCAGGGGCGCCCUGACCCUCACCAGGGGCCCCACUUCCACAGUCACCAGCAGCACUACCACCCGCACCUGCCCCCCCCUCCUCCGCCUCCCCCCAUCCCUCUGUACGCCCACCUGCACCACCACGCCACUGUUGGCGCCGCUGGCAACAAGAAGAAGACGUGGAACUUCAUCCACGAGAAGAUGAGCUACGACACCUUCUUCACCAUGAAGAGGCUGAUAGAGCGCUCGCAUCGGGGCGAUGAGGUGCUGCGCUGGGUGACGCAGAACCCGGGCAAGAUCUCGCACAACCACUACCCCAUCGCCCUGCAGAAGAUCGGCCAGCUACUACAGGCCGGGGCUGCAGGAGGCGGUGGUGACUCGGAGGCAGCCCUGGUUCUCAGAGCCGGUGGAGGAGCUGAGAACGAAGGCAGACAGAUCCUGGAGCACCAGGAUUUCCAGACACUGUGCAACGCCAUCGUGAGCGACUGUGUCAAGUUCGACAACUUCAGCAUCGUCAACUGCCUGUACGCUGUGGCUGCACUAGGCCUUCCCAGCGACUCGCAGGUGGUGCAGGUGCUGGAGGCAGAGUCACAGUCGCGGCUGGACCAGUUCAACCAGAAGGAUGUCUCCAUGGUGUUCAGCUCCAGCAUGAAGCUGCACCCCAGCAGCCAGCACCCCCUGACCGAGGCCUGCCUCGCAGGCUUGGAGAAGAACCUGGAGCGGGAGCGCCACCCGCAGACCCUCUUUCUGCUACUCUCCUACUACCGGCUCAAGUGGCACUCGCUGCAACCCACCGACACUACGACGGCCGGGAACGUCGCCAAUGUUCGCCCCAACCCAGAGCAGCUUCUGGCCAACAGGAAGAUCCUGCGACUGGUCAAACACACACUGGCAAGCGUAAGUGGUGUGCGCGAUCAGGAGAUGGCGCUGCUGGAUGAGAUGCUGGCUGUGUGUGCACGUGAAGCUAGCAACAAGAGCCUAGAGCUCAUCUUCAGCUCGCACCUCUUCUACCAGAACAGGCAGGAGAGGUUUGUGUGCAGCCUGGCUGAACAACUGCCUGAAAAAGUGGACAGCAUAACCCCAUUCACCAUGGCCCUCAUUGCCAAAUACAUUGCCCGCCACCGGCUCAGAGAGGUUCGACUUCUUGACACCAUCGCUGAUUUUCUGGUCAAAAAGGGCGAAUACCUGGACUGCAAGGUUAUCCAGAAGCUGGUGUUCCCCUUCAGCCGGAUGAACUACCUGCCGUCCAACAAGGUCCAGUUCUUCUCCAAGCUGGAGGUGGUGCUGGAGCUUAAGGCCCUGAGCUCCCCGUUAGCCACCGUCAACAUCCUCAUGUCCCUGUUCCAGCUGGGCCACUUUCCCGGCCUGGUGCUGCACAGGGUCUUCUCCACUGCCUUCAUCAGCAACGUCACCAACAGUCCUUAUGCUCUGAUCGUGCUUCGCUACUUGUCUCUGUUGGACGCAGCGGUUGAACUGGAGUACCAGGACUACACCGGUCCACGGCUCCAGGACACGCACAAGGUGCUCAUGUUUGACCAUGCGCUGACCGCUGAUGAGGUCAACCGCAAAUACAGCUACAAGGGUCUUGUAGCUGAAGCCCUCAGACAAUUGGUUGGAGAGCAUGGCUACAAGCAAGAUGAAGUCCUGGCCCCUGGAUAUUACACAGACUUCCUGCUGUGGAUUGAUGGCUCUGGCCGAGUUCUCCCUAUCCGGACAGGGACCUCCCCAGAAGGAUCCGUAGCCGUGACAGCCCUCACUUCAGACUUUCAAAAGUUCUCCCCCUUCGCCCCACUAGAGGUAGGGAGGGACCAGCGACCUGUCGAGGGGGAUGAUGCGGUGAACUUUCUGCCCUACCACAUGCAGCGUGGGGCAAACCCUUCCUCGGCCCAGAGGACGGGCCCUAACGGCGGGGGCCCUCUGGACUACAACCCUUACUACACGUCGGCCGAUUACUACUACAGCCUGGCCAAGGAGCACUCUUUGGAGAGCCAAGACAGCUCCACGCUCAGCAGCCCUCCCUCAGACAGCCUGGCACAUCCAGGGGCCUCCGGGGUAGGGGGAUCUGCCACGGCUGCCCCCAAUUCCCUCUUCCAUUUCUCCAUUGGGAAAAUCCUGGAGGAUGAGGGAGGGGUGCAGGUGGGGCCGGCGAGUCAGGGGCUCAACUGCGAGCUUCCUGCAUUCUAUGAGGCAAACGGGGACGUGAAGCCCACCUCACCACUUCAACUGCACCCGGCUGAUCGAGCUGGGGACCAGCGGCAGCUCAAGAGAGUGGUUAUGUCGGUGAAUGACAAGUGGCACUACUGUCACAACUCUGAGGUGCUGGUGGGCUCCCGGGCCAUGAGAGACCGUCACCUGCUGCUCCUGGGAUACGUCAUUCUGCAGCUGCCCUAUCAUGAACUGGAGAAGCUGAAUGGUAUAGAGGAGGUGAAGCAGUACCUCCACAAAAAGCUCCUGGAGGUCCCCUUAUGACAACAAAAGACUUGAGUGUGUGUUUGUGUGCGCGAGUGUAUGCCAUUUUGGUGGCUUGGAAUAGGACAGUUAUUGGUUGGGAUUGGGAAAGGGGGCUUUGUUUGAGGUGGAAGACUGGUCAAAGUCUAAAACGGAAGAGUUUCUGGCAACUUGCAUUUAUCAAAAUGGCGCCAGCCUAUUUGCAACCAGUCAGGUCCCCAGUUGAUGGCAUGUGUAGUGUCAGGUUGCCACGCUUGUUGUCAAUGCAAUCUUGUCAUUGUCACUUCACAACUGUUCAAAUCUAAUUUUAUUGGUCACAUACACAUAAUUUGCUAAUGUUAUCGCAAGUGUAGCAAAAUACUUAUGUUCAUAGCUUCAACAGUACAGUAAUGCCUAAAAAUACAAAAACAGUACACGCAAAUCUAAAAGAAAGGAAUUAAGAACUAAAUAAAUAUUAGAACGAGCAACGUCAGUCCGAAACCCCCAAAAAUACACCAUAUAUACAAAAGUAUGUGGACACAAUGAGUGGAUUUGGCUAUCUCAGCCCCACCUGUUGCUGAAAGGUGUAUACAAUCGAGCACACAGUCAUGCAAUCUCCAUAGACAAACAUUGGCAGUAGAAUGGCUCAGUGACUUUCAAUGUGGCACCGUCAUAGGAUGACACCUUUCCAACAAGUCAGUUCACAACAUUUCUGCCCUGCUAGAGCUGUCCGGUCAACUGUAAGUGCUGUUAUUGUGAAGUGGAAACGUCUAGGAGCAACAAUGGUUCAGCCGCAAAUUGGUAGGUCACACAAGCUGAUAGAACGAGACCGUUGAAGAGCGUAGCGUGUAAAAAUCAUCUGUCCUUGGUUUCAACACUCACUACCGAGUUCCAAACUGCCUCUGGAAGCAACGUCAGCACAAGAACGGUUCAUCGGGUGCUUAAUGAAAUGGGUUUCCAUGGCCGAGCAGCCACACACAAGCCUAAGAUCACCAUGCGCAAUGCCAAGCGUCGGCUGGAGUGGUGAAAAGUUUCCUGACUUUGGAGUAGGGGAAAUCGUUCUCUGGAGUGAUGAAUCACGCUUCACCAUCUGGCACUCUGACAGACAAAUCUGAGUUUGGCGGAUGCCAGGAGAAUGUUACCUACCCCAAAACAGUGCCAACUGUAAAGUUUGGUGGAGGAGGAAUAAUGGUCUGGGGAGGUUUUUCAUAGUUCGGGCUAGGCCCCUUAGUUCCGGCGGAGGGAAAUGUUAAUGCUGAAGCAUAUGACGACAUUCAAGACGAUUCUGUGCUUCCAAUUUUGUGGCAACAGUUUGGGGAAGGCCCUUCCCUAUUUUGACAAUGCUCUCGUGCACAAAGCAAGGUUCAUACAGAAAUGGUUUGCUGAGAUCGGUGUGGAAGAAUUUGACUGGCCUAUACAGAGCCCUUACCUCAACCUCAUCGAAUACCUUUGGGAUGAAUUGGAACGCUGGCUGCAAGCCAGGCCUAAUCGCCCAACAUCGGUGUCCAGGGGGGACCAACUCCAUAUUAAUGCCCAUGAUUUUGGAAUGCAAUGUUUAACAGGCAGGUGUCCAUAUACUUUUGGUAAUGUAGUGUAGAAGCUGUUUUUCAGUCUCUCGGUCCCAGCUUUGAUGCACCUGUACUGUCUCCGCCUUUUAGAUGGUAGCGGGGUAAACAGGCCGUGGCUCGGGUGGCUGAGGUCCUGUGACACUGGUUGCUGUAGAUGUCCUGGAGGGCAGGCAGUGUGCCCAUGGUGAUGCUCACAGCACCACCCUCAGGAGAGCCUUGUGGGUGCGGACGGUGCAGUUGCCGUACCAGGCGGUGAUACAGCCCGACAGGAUGCUCUCAAUGGUAACAUCUGUUGAAGUUAGUAGUUGUCUUAGGGGCCAAGCCAAAUUUCUUCAGCCUCCUGAGGUUGAAGAGGCGCUGUUGAUCUACGGACUAUUUCUAAUGUAUCAAAAUAGUUGUGUUCAUUUUAGAUUUUGACCAGUGUAUUUCUAUAGUUCUAGUUUUGAUCAUGGUGUGGACGAGUGGGAAAUUAUUAUUAUUAUUAUUAUUAUUAUAAUAAUAGUCAUACGGAGAUGACAAUGUUCUGGUGGUGUAUGAAAAAAUAAGUCCCUUUUUAAAAGAAAAAAAUAAUGUUUUAUUGAACUGUAGUUGUAACGCAUGUUGGGACUGUGUAAUAGGUUCGGACGUCAGAACCGUUCAUUCGGAUCAAAUGUAACUGGGUGACACGGGGUUUAUUGAGAUUAACAAAUGGGACCUCUUCAUUGUGUUUUCUAAUACUUGUGUGCAACGUAUGGUCUGUAAAUGAGGGAUGAGGAUGGAUAAAUUAAGUUAAUGAAAAAAAAGUGUUAUAUGUUUUUGUCUUCACUAGAAUGGCUUUUCCGUUGUCCAGAACUAAGCAAUGCACGUUGGAGCAUCUAUUUUCUACUGGGUCUCUUUGUUUUGUCGUUGGUACUUAUGACAUUCAAUGAAUGACUUCAUUCAGAGAGGAAUUUGUGAUUCCUUAAGUGAGUUUCCACCAUUGCAUUGACAAUGGGGAAUUGCCAGACACCAGUCUAGUUAAAUUAGGUGUAUUGCUAUGAAAUUGACAAGUGAAUACAGUUCAUCUGAGAACCUUUUGUUUUCUCAGUGGCAUUUGAAAUGGAACCCUGACCCAGGUUUUGCAUGAUUGAGGUAAUGCGUUAAGUCAUGCAGUGGUUUGCAUGGACAAAUUGGUGUUUGAUACUGGACUUGCUGAAAAUGACCCAUUUUAUUUCAAGUUGUCUCAAAGCGAUACAAAUAUUUGUAGAGACAGUCCAUUAUCUUUUUACAGGACCCCAAAGACUUGGACUUUGUUAGGUAGGCAGAAAUGGCUCAUGGGAUUUGUAAUUGUGUUUUCGCCCCUGUAUUACUAGGUGUUUUGUCUUUGCUCUGUUUAUGUAGCCGAUCAGGAAGAGAAUAGGGUAAUGCCAAGGAUUUGUAUUUACACUAGAUGACUGAGGGCACUGUGAUGAAGUCACCGUGUCUCCAUCUUGACACUCCCCAGGCAAAGCUAAAUGCAAUUGUUUUAAGGUCAUACCAAGGAUAAUUUUACUAUAAGACCCCUUGAAGUAUGAAAAAAAAAAAGUAAAUUAUUUGAUAGAAGAAAAAAAUGGGGCCUUACUACUUUUAGCCCGUGGAUUGAGAUACAUCCAAUGCAUAAAUAACGGAUGUUUUUAUGUUGUGGACACCGACCUUACAGGGUUUAUAUUAAUGAAUGCAUUUGUAAGGAUCCAUGGGCUGUUCUGAAUGCUUGUUGCAAGUCUACAAAACACUGUAAAUGCAUUAUGCCCUGGUGUUUAUUUAUUGGUAUCACUCCUGGUACAGGGGAUGUGUGUGUGUGUAUUAUAUCUGGGGAAAGACAAGUUUGGAAAUUGUUUAAAUAUUGAUAUGUCUGUAUAAAAACAAAAGCAACAUGU